Pseudogymnoascus verrucosus is the source of this 1809-nucleotide messenger RNA. RefSeq lists its product as uncharacterized. The transcript has a single exon. The record is from RefSeq and is a predicted model, not a curated record. NCBI's taxonomy places the organism in Eukaryota, Fungi, Ascomycota, Leotiomycetes, Thelebolales, Thelebolaceae. The coding region runs from base 403 to 1647 and encodes 414 amino acids.
CAUCACAAAAAAUAGUCAUUUCAAGUAUAGGAAUUAUUCCUUAGGCUCAUUAUCUGUAUUAGGACCCUAAUACCAAGACUCUUCUCUAUAACCCAUUGUCAUAUUUAGCUCCAUACUAUCGGAGCACGGCACCCUACCGUCCGAUAUGUUGAUAGCGCCGCCGCGCCCCAAUCCCGCGAUUUCCUUAAUUCUCUGAAAUACCUUUUUCAUAAAACAGGAGCUGGCUUUACCAACACUUUAAGCCCAGUAACUACGACUCCAACGCAUAAUAGAGCCCGCGACUUCAAUCAUACAUAUACAGAGCGAUAAUGGCAGCAAUUUAGCGCGCGUUUUUGGUUCCCCGACAGCAAGCCACCCGAGCUUCGCAUUUCUUAGAGUCCAGGACAUCAAUCUUUCGCAGCCAUGGACAUUGCGGCGCGGCGCAUAUCAGCCAACACGUUGGUGACGGCAGCAUCAAAGAGAAUUGCCCUAGCAGAAUAUGCCAUUCCCACACUCUGUGCCCAACGAUCAACAGGACGAAGAAACCUUACAGCCCCCUCUCUUCGAACGAAAGCGCCCUCACAACGGCAGCAUAGCCUCCUAACACCCAUAACGAAACGACAGGAAUAUAGCUCCUCGUCAGCCACAUCCCCACCACCUCGAUUCUCAUACGGGAUUGCUGCCUCCUUUACAGCCAAGGACAAACGCUUCAAGCCGAAAGAUAACGUGCUUCACUUCGAACCCCGCCCAAUCCCGGUCAAGCGGCGAACGAACAGAAAAGACCGCCCUGCUUCCGGCCAAGAUGCCUUUUUCGUCUCUCAGCUCGGCGACAGCGGCGAUGUGGCGAUGGGCGUUGCAGACGGAGUAGGUGGGUGGGCAGACUCGGGAGUGGACCCAGCGGAUUUCUCCCAUGCCUUCUGCGACUACAUGGCAUAUGAAGCCAAUAAUUACGAUACCGAAUCGGGGGAUGCACUGAGUGCAAUGGGAUUAAUGCAAGAAGGAUACGAUUCUGUGGUCAAUGACAAGACUAUUAGAGCAGGCGGUAGCACUGCCUGCGUCGCAAUCGCGAGGACCGAUGGAAGUCUGGAUGUUGCGAAUUUGGGCGACUCUGGCUUCCUUCAGCUGCGGUUGAAUGCGGUGCACUACAACUCCGAGCCCCAGACACACGCUUUCAACACCCCCUAUCAACUGGCCAUCAUACCAAGAUCGAUGCGGAUGAUGACCCAAGCCUUUGGAGGAACACAGUUGGAUGAUAUGCCAAAGGAUUCCGCGGUCUCCAAGCACAGCUUGCGCCACGGUGAUGUGCUCGUCUUUGCAACAGAUGGCGUGUGGGAUAAUCUCAAUAGCUACGAUAUCCUUCGGCUUGUCAGCAAGCUGAUGGUUGGGUCAAAUGCGUGGACUCACAGUGACGACGGCAUCAACGUUACGGAUCGCUUAUCUGAUUAUAUUCUGAAGGAUGAUUCGCCAGGGUCUGACCAUGUUAAAUCGUUGCAGUCGUUCCUGGCGAUGGGGAUAGCGAGCGCAGCAAAGGCGGCGAGUAUUAAUAGGAGGGUUGAUGGGCCGUUUGCCAAAGAGGUGCAGAAGCACUACCCGCAUGAGAUGUGGACCGGCGGAAAGGUCGAUGAUAUAUGUGUAGUUGUUGCUGUGGUUGUGGAAGACGGGAAAUAAAGCGUCCAGGGCUUGGAUAGAAAUGGGCGUUUCUGGAUGAAUUAUUGGGUCAGAUGAGAAUAUAGACUGCGAGGUCCAGGCUCGCCGCCGAAGGUAAUUAGAUUAAUUGUUCGAAUAUAAAUAUAUAUCGCAUUUAUAUCAAAGACAGACAUAUUAUAUAAC